AUGGCAUUGCAAAAAGAGAAGGCGUCGUCCCCAUCCAAGCCACAUUCAUCACCACUCUCAAUAAUUUUGUUCAUUCACAAAGCAAUCCGUAAUGAGCUUGAUGUGAUUCACCGAUCAACAAUGGGCUAUGCCAACGGCCAAAGUGUAGAACUUCGGGCAUUUUUUGAGCGGUGCAACUUCCUGAAAUCGAUUUAUGAGAAUUACUUAAAUGUUAAAGAUGAGGUGAUAUAUACAGCUGUUGAUGCACGGGUGAAAAAUAUAGCUGAAACCUACUUCCUUCAACACCAAAAUCAAAAACUUGUUUUGGAUCAUCAGUAUAAGCUGCUGAUUUCUAGCACACAAAAUGAGGUAAAAUUUCCAAGCAAGGAGUUGGUGUGCUUUACAGGAUCCCUACAAACAAUGGUUAGCCAGUGUAUGGCCAAAGAAGAGGAGCAGAUCAUACCUUUGCUCAUUCAGAAAUUCUCACCUGAAGAGCAAGCUUCACUACUGUGGAAGCUUUUGAGCGGCAUCCCCACGAAUAUAGUGGUUAAACUCAUUCCCUGGUUAGCGUCGUCCGUUUCAUCUGAUGAACGUCAGCAACUGUACAAGUGCUUAAGUACUGUAGUACCGGCGGAGAAGCUUCUCCAACAGGUCAUUUUCAGCUUGAUGGAAGGGAAAGAUAAUUGUUCUGGGACCAAAGCCGGUCGAGACGAUGAUACAAAUUAUGCAGCCAAGCUCAAUGGGGUGCAUCCAAUAGAUGAUAUAUUGCUUUGGCAUAAUGCUAUUGAGGCAGAGUUGAAUGAAACGCUUGCGGAGGCGAAGAGGAUGCCUAUUGCUGGAGCUGUUACAAAUUAUGAUCUUCCGGCUUGCUAUGACAGGCUGCAAUUUAUUGCUGAAAUCUGCAUGUUUCACAGUAUUGCUGAGGAAACGAUCCUAUACCCUGCAGUGUAUGGGGAAGUUCCAAGUUUCCACGAGCGCAGAAAUGAAGCAAGUCUAUCCAAUGAGUUUAGGUGUUUGAUCAAAAGUAUAAAAAGCGCAUCAACAAAUCCAUCCGCAGCUGCUGAAUUUCAAUCAAAGCUACGCUCUCGUGCUGAUCAAAUAAUGGAAACUUCAAAGGCUCAUUUCCAUGAUGAAGAAGUUAAGGUACUUCCACUUCUUCGUAAGAACUUGACCAUUGAAAGACAACAGGAACUUCUGCAUCAAAGCCUGUGUGUAAUGCCCUUGAAACUAAUUGAGCGUGUCUUGCCAUGGCUGGUAAAAUCAUUGACUGCAAACCAAGCACAGACUUAUGUCAAGAACAUGCAGUUGGCAGCUCCAGCGUCAGAUAUCGCUCUGGUGCAGCUCUUUUGUGGUUGGGCUACCAAGGCUAGUAAUGACAGCUUAUGUUCAUCAAGUUCCUUGCAUAUCAACUGUAUAUCACCAUCACAUUCAGUUCGCGAAGAAUGUAAUAGCCGUUUUGACACUGGAUUACCUGCACAACCAAUAGAUGUUGUUUUUAAAGUUCAUAAGGCCAUACGCCGUGACUUGGAAAAUCUGGAUACUGAAUCUGAAAUGCUCAGUAACUGUGAUGAAAUAUUUCUUAAGCAGUUCAUUGAAUGUUUCUGUUUGUUAUGGGGCUUAUAUAGAGCUCAUAGUAAUGCAGAGGAUUACAUAUUGUAUCCGGCAAUGGAAUCCAGAGCGGCACUUCAAAAUGUUAGUAACUCCUACAUACUUGAUCAUAAGCAAGAGGAACAUGCAUUCGAAAAUAUUUCAGGUGUUCUUCUUGAGCUUUCUCACCUUCACAGAGGUACAAGAUCUGGUGCCCCCAUAAAUGAAUGUGUGAGAAAGUACUAUGAGCUGGCAAACAGGCUUCGAAUUAUGUUCGUGUCACUAAGAAUGAUGGUAGACGAGCACAUGUACCGGGAAGAGCUUGAGCUGUGGCCAUUAUUUGGAGUAUACUUCUCUGUGGAGGAGCAAAACAAAAUGGUUGGUUUCAUACUGGGGACUACAGGUGCUGAAGUGCUGCAUUCUAUGUUACCAUGGGUCACUUCUGCACUUACUGAGGAUGAACAGACAAAAAUGAUGGAUACUUUCAAGGAAGUUACGAGAAACACAAUGUUCGCGGAGUGGCUUAGUGAAUGUUGGAAAGGAAGCUCACUGUCAACUCUACCGCCGAAACUGGAAACUAAAAUUUUCGUAAAAGGUACUGGAUUUGAAGAAAGGCACCGCCAGAUUGAUCAAACUUUCAACUCUCAUAUGCGGAAUAACUUGAAGCAUCAAAUGACUAGUUACUGGAUUGCGGCUCAAGAAAUAACAGUGGAUGUUUCAAAUACUGCACACUUAGGGGCACAGUCACCAACUUUUCGAGAUCACGAGAAAAAAGUAUAUGGCUGCCCGCAUUACAAAAGAAACUGCAAACUACUAGCUGCUUGCUGUGGCAAACUGUUUACUUGUAGAUUUUGCCAUGACAUUGUCAGCGACCACCCAAUGGAUUGGAAAGCAACAUCUGAAAUGAUGUGUAUGCGCUGUCUUAUUAUUCAGCCAGUCGGGCCUGUAUGUUCGACAGCUUCUUGCAAUGGAUUUCCGAUGGCAAAGUAUUAUUGUAAUCUUUGCAACCUCUUUGAUGAUGACAGGAAUGUCUACCAUUGUCCAUUUUGCAACUUAUGCCGAGUAGGGAAGGGCCUUGGCAUUGAUUAUUUUCACUGCAUGUCAUGCAAUUGCUGCAUGGGGAUGGCUUUGGUGAACCACAAGUGCCGGGAGAAAUGUCUAGAAACUAACUGCCCUGUCUGCACUGAGUUUUUAUUUACAUCAAGUUCAAGAAUCAAAUCUUUACCAUGUGGCCAUUAUAUGCAUUUAGCUUGCUUCAAGAGCCACAGUCACUACACUUGUCCAGUUUGCAGCAAAUCUUCGGGAGCUACAAUGAUGACAUCAACACAAUCCUCACGACUGGUGGAUGGUGAUGUGACCAUGGAAAUAUGUGGUUAUGACCAGAAAACUGAAAUGACUUCAAGCACUGAUAUUAAUCCUGAAGGAAGAUUCUUCAUGCACGCUAGCUUCUGGAUUAAUAUAUUAUGUCAGCUUCUCUUAUGGUUUGGCGCCCACAAAGGAAGAGUAGUUGUACCAAGAUUCCUGCAAAGAUUAAAAAGGGGAUUGGAGAAUGGAGUUGCAGGACAGAAGGCCAAAGAGAGAUUGUAA
Messenger RNA from Fragaria vesca subsp. vesca, 3153 nucleotides. RefSeq lists its product as uncharacterized. Gene Ontology annotation, molecular function: zinc ion binding; ubiquitin protein ligase activity. The transcript is spliced from 15 exons. Lineage: Eukaryota; Viridiplantae; Streptophyta; Magnoliopsida; Rosales; Rosaceae. Gene Ontology annotation, biological process: protein ubiquitination; ubiquitin-dependent protein catabolic process. Gene Ontology annotation, cellular component: nucleus. The record is from RefSeq and is a predicted model, not a curated record. Bases 1 to 3153 code for a protein of 1050 amino acids.